CUUACUGAGCAUCCUGCUCUCUCCAACUGACCUGCUGGCCGGGGGGGGGAUUGAAGUUUAACUGAAUUCAAACAGAAAGGGGGCGCCCCCGAGUGCAUGGAGAGUGGCCCCUAUAUCCUAUCUAGGGCAGUAGGACCCCGCAGGGCAGGAGAGACAAUGGUGACUCCAUCUUGGGUAAAGAGCGAAAAGAAAGAGCCAAACCCCAAAACAAAAUUCCUCCCAGGGGCCGAAACCAUGGAAACCGGACACCGCCAGACUGACACCCCCAAACUGCAGAGACUGGGGCACAAAAUGGCCGCUAACAUAAAGCACUGGUUAGAGUGCCGCCCGGUGGAGGAAGUGUGUAUUAUCCGAACAGAAGAUGCAGAGAUUGAGGUGAGGGAGAGAACGGGGGGCUCCUGCAGGGAGAGACUGCUCCUCACUCUGGGGGUGCUCUUUGUGCUGCUCAUAGUGGUGCUGCUGCUCUUGUGGAACUACAAAUGCACCGUCAUCGACCAACUGUGUCAGGGCAACGGGGAGCUGCUCACCCCACUGUUUAAGGAAAACUGAUUGUUCUGCCACCCCCCCCCCCCCCGCAGACUCUCAAUAAGCCCCUCCCCUCCUCUAUAAUCAUCUGACACCCCAAGAAAAUCCUGCUCUUGGUCUCAACCCCCAAUCGGCUUCAGCGGCAAUGUAAAUACUAACCAAUAAAAAUAAGAAAAUGACAAAAGUCUCUCA
Molecule: messenger RNA, 717 nt
Organism: Xenopus tropicalis (tropical clawed frog)
Lineage: Eukaryota; Metazoa; Chordata; Amphibia; Anura; Pipidae
Exons: 2
Coding region: 97-549 (150 amino acids)
Source: RefSeq, a predicted model, not a curated record